AUGACAGUGAUGAAUACAGGUGUCAGACAGGUCUAUCAAUACCAAGUGACCCAGUACAGCUGGAAAUCCACUGAGCAGGCAACCCUCUCCCCAUCAACUUUUCCUUUAGAACUAUUUCCAGCUCCAGUACUGAGAGCAUCCUUGUCAUUAUCCCUUCUAGAGGGGAAUCUGGUCAACCUGAGCUGUGAAACAAAGUUGCUCCCACAGAGGUCUGGCUUGCAGCUUUACUUCUUCUUCAUGGGCAGCAAGACUCUCAUAAGCAGGAACACAUCCUCUGAAUACCAGAUACUCACUGCUAAAAGAGAAGAUUCUGAGUCAUACUGGUGUGAGGCUGCCACAGAAGAUGGAAAUGUCAUCAAGCACAGGCCUGAGUUGGAGUUUCAAGUGUGUGUGGGAACAACAUUUUUGGUAGACACUGUGUUCUGUAUGGAACUCAAAGAAAGAAAAAGAAAGAAAAAGUGGAAUUUACAAAUCUCUUUGGACUCUGGUCAUGGGAAGAAGGUAACUUCCUACCAUCAAAAAGAUAGACUAGAAGAAGAGCUGAAGCGUCAGGACCAAGAACAGCUGUAGGAGGAGACACACCAGAGGAAGCACCAGGAGGGAGGUAGCACUGCAGUUCAUUGGGAGCCCACAGAGCUAGGCAGUCCCUACCCCUUCGUGUCUGGCACUGGGCACAACUGCCAUGAAGCUAAAGGACGCUAAAGCUGUGAGUUCCAUGGCACCUAAUCCUCAAGUAAAGCAAAUAAAUGAGCUGACUUCAAUGGAGAUAAACUUGGAAAUUUGGUAAUCUGAGAAAACUUGAACCUAUUCUAAAGAAAUCUGCGUGUGUAUAUAUAAGAGUUUAAAAUACUGAAUGAGAGAAAGGCCAGGAAGGAGACAAGAGAGAGUAGCAUAGAUCCAAAGAAGGGAACGCAGUUUGCAAAUGGUUUAUGAGAAAUUUUGGAUGAGAGUGAUCAUGCCUCUGCGGUGCUCAGGAUGGUGACCUCAUGGCUUUUCUCUCUUAGCACACUAGCAGGGUUUGUGGCCACAAAGCUUGCAGAGACACAAGGGAGUCCCUCAUGAUGAGGAGUGGGUACAUUAUUUUUGCCCUUUCAUUUGAGGCUUUCACAUAACCUCUCUGUGCCCAGAGACACCAGGGGUCCUGCCUGUCUGUCCCAGUCCCCUGCCCUACAGGAACGUAGGAUGUAGCCAUUGCUUUUCCUCAUAACUUAAGCACAGUUCUCCAAGCAUGGUACUGCAAGGAGAAGCUUCAAGUAGGAAUGUUAUUUUAAGGCUUCAACUCUUACCUCCAGAGAUUUGCUUUCACUGUCCUGUUUUCGGAUGAUUACAAAAUAGCUUCAAGAUAUACUACUCUCCCAGCUGGGCUCUAGUUUGGAGACAAUUUUCCUGUUACUCUAUAACACAACUGAGAUAAAACUGAAGUAUAUGAAUAAGAUUUUACUAAAGCUUAGAAAAAAACAAAAGGGGUCUGAACAAGCCUAGCAACAUAAUUCUAUAUUAUUUGGUCUAAAAAAAAAUGUAGCCCAACUGCCAAACCAGCAAGCAUCUCUGCCUAGCCUCUGUCCUGGCUCUGCACAGCAGGGUUUACCUGUAACACACACCACCUAGAAGCACUCUCAAGGAAUUUGGGACUUGUAGCAGAUGGAAAAGCAGCUUGGCCCACUGCCUUCCUAGCCUGUGGACAAUGAGAAUGUUCUUCUUCUCCCUUUUGCCUUCAGAAAGUACAGUAAUGAUUAUCUCAAUAGAAGUACAACAAUGUCAACAUUUGUGUUAAAAGAAAUGGUCAUAUAUAAUAGCAGGAGUUUCACUGAUUACACGUAAUGUUUGGUCCUGUGGACUGGGGAAACAGAAAAUGAGGGAAAUUGCAUGGAAUGAGUUCCAUAGGAAAGAGACCCAAAGACGUUCUGUAGAGUGACCACAGCAUGAAUUGGAAAUUGAAUUCAGAGGGAAUUAGGAAUGAAAGCAGAAAAUUACAUUCACACUCAAAGGAGAGAGCUCUGUCUAUCCUCAAAGGGUGGACAGAAUUUCAAGGAAAAGUCUCCCUGGUGGCAGAAGGUGAGGAUACAGACAGAACUCUAUGACUUGUGGUGAAGCUGGCCUUCCUCACUCUCCUCUUUUGCACUCCUUUCCAGAUUUUUCCAUGCUUAUAUCUUUGUCACAAUUUUUCUCAUAUGUACUUUAAUGCUUAAAUAAAUCAACUAUUUAAUUGACCAACUCUCAGGGGUGACCAGGCCUGCCUCAGAUGCAGAGAGCAGCCUCACCCAAGUACCUUUCCCAGGUGGCCUACGUGUGGUACCUGAGCAAGGCAGGAUACAAGGCAUUUCUGUCAUAUGUGGGACACUCUGACACACCGACCUCAAUCCAGGGAACCCUACUGGGUUGACCAAGGUUUUGUUGGGUGUGUGCUGCAAUUCAGCUUCUUCCUCUGCUCAGCCUUGCUCUCUUCCCCC
This is a messenger RNA of Manis javanica (Malayan pangolin), 2450 nucleotides long. The record is from RefSeq and is a predicted model, not a curated record. NCBI's taxonomy places the organism in Eukaryota, Metazoa, Chordata, Mammalia, Pholidota, Manidae.